AUGGAAGCUUCUGAGACAGAAGGUCGCAGUUUUAUGCAGGCGAUCUGUGAGAAGUACAGCCCGGAAAACUUCCCUUGCCGUCGGGGUCCUGGCCUGGGUGUCGUGGUUGUGCCGUCUGUACAUCAGGGAUCACCUAUGAAAGACCGUCUGAACCUGCCCAGUGUUCUGGUUUUGAAUGGCUGUGGAAUCAGUCAUGCAGGAGAAGAGGGAGAAAUCUCUGCCUUCUGUACUCAUGUUGUUGAACUUGAUCUGUCCCAUAACAAGCUCCAAGACUGGCAUGAGAUCAGCAAGAUUGUUUCUAACAUCCCGAACCUGGAGUUCUUAAACCUCAGCUCUAAUCAGCUGAGUGAUGCAGUCUUGGAGCCGGACUGCACAAAGGCCUUUUCUAGCAUCCGCCGCCUCGUUCUUAACAAUACCCAGGUGUCGUGGGAAACAGUGCACACAUUCACACAAGAGAUGCCUGAACUAGAGGAGCUGUUCCUGUGCCUUAAUGAGUACACCACUGUGACACCGGCCGCCAUGCCCUGCCCCACACUGCGUCUGCUUCACAUCACAGAUAACAACCUCCAGGAGUGGAGUGAAGUACGAAAAUUUGGCUCUAUGUUUCCUGCACUUGACACUCUGGUUAUGGCCAACAACAACCUGAGCUCCAUUCAAGACUCGGUAGAAAUCCUUCAGAGGCUCUUCCCUAACCUUCGAAGCAUCAAUCUGCAUAACUCAGGGCUUAAUCGAUGGGAGGACAUUGAGAAGCUAAACUGUCUGCCCAAACUAGAAGAAGUGAGGUUGCAAGGCAUUCCUCUACUGCAAGCUUACACAAGCAUGGAGCGUCGCAGUCUAAUGAUAGCCCAACUGCCAUCAGUGACCUCCCUGAAUGGGAGUGUCGUGACGGAUGGUGAGAGAGAAGACGCUGAGAGAUUCUUCAUCCGUUAUCACUUGGAUCAUUCAGAGGAAGCGCUGCCCCACAGAUAUCACUGCUUGGUGACCAAAUAUGGGAAACUGGCUCCUCUGGCUGAGAUCGACCUGAGACCACGUUUCCAUGCCAAAGUGGAGGUACGCUAUGAAGACAAAGUGGAGCAGGUGAGUAUCCGUUUAGACCAGACGGUCGCAGGGCUGAAGAAGCAGCUGAGGACUGUUGUGCAGCUCCCCACCAGCAACAUGCGCCUUUACUACAUCGACAAGAGUUCUGCCUUUGGCCCCGAUGAGUUGAAAUACAAAGCACGGGCCCUGCACUCUUACAGCAUUCAAGAUGGGGAUGAGAUCCUGGUAGUUCCUAAAACAAAAUAACCAUCUUUCUUCAGGAUCACAAAAAAAGCUAUAUUUAAAUAACCAAAUCCACUUUGAAUUAGCGCCAUCUAAGCUCCACAGAGUGAAUGGGACUGUCUUUCGGGGAAAAGCUUCUAGGAUUUGCUGGGGGUUUAGUUCGGCAAAUAAUCUGUCACAUCUCUACACGGUCAUAAGAAACACCGUGUGCACCUUUGGUUUUGUUGCUGUUAUUAAAGGUUUGCUUUUUGUCUUCAGACUUCACUAGCACCCCUGUAUUUUGAAACGCCUGUUUCUUCAAAUGUAAAGGACAGCAGAGGGCUAUGGCAGCCCAGGAUGUGCAUAUUACAGAUUUUAAGACAAUCACCCAUAGCUGAAAAAAAAAAUGUUGCACUGCACUGAUGUCUUAAAGAAGAUAUCAUGGAUAUCCAUUGCCUGCUGAUGUGUGUUGUAUGCUGUCAGCCGUUAUUUACAUGCAAAAGACUCUCAGGCCUUAUAUAUUAUAUGGGCAGUGCUAGAUUAACAUGAGGAAAGAUUUGUGAAACAUCUUAUUCACAAAUCUUUUCAAAUGUCCAGUUCGAUUUUAUUAUCCAAUUGAAGAAUCCAGAAGGGAAUUGCGGAGUCGCCUGCAUUUGCUAUUUUGUGUGGUAUCUUUUUGUUUUGAUCCCUCAGAAUAUUUAUUUUAGUACUUUCUCUGCCGCAUUGGAAGUGGGCACUUAAACUUGUACCUCCAACACAAAGCAUAUGCUGAGAAAA
Messenger RNA from Carassius carassius (crucian carp), 2016 nucleotides. Its product is annotated as tubulin-specific chaperone cofactor E-like protein. The transcript is spliced from 7 exons. Gene Ontology annotation, biological process: protein folding. Gene Ontology annotation, molecular function: alpha-tubulin binding. Lineage: Eukaryota; Metazoa; Chordata; Actinopteri; Cypriniformes; Cyprinidae. The record is from RefSeq and is a predicted model, not a curated record. The coding region runs from base 1 to 1284 and encodes 427 amino acids.